AUGAACAAGCUUGCGCCAAGCCCAGCCCGCAACUUAUCUGCCAGACCUCCAAUGGACCCUCCGUCGCCAAUCAUCCAACAACGUGCUCGUCAGACCGCCUCGCAACGGCCCAACCAAGACAUCAACCCAAGUUAA
This is a messenger RNA of Colletotrichum paranaense, 135 nucleotides long. RefSeq lists its product as uncharacterized. The coding region runs from base 1 to 135 and encodes 44 amino acids. The record is from RefSeq and is a predicted model, not a curated record. Lineage: Eukaryota; Fungi; Ascomycota; Sordariomycetes; Glomerellales; Glomerellaceae. The transcript has a single exon.